Molecule: messenger RNA, 1181 nt
Organism: Olea europaea var. sylvestris
Lineage: Eukaryota; Viridiplantae; Streptophyta; Magnoliopsida; Lamiales; Oleaceae
Exons: 1
Coding region: 100-750 (216 amino acids)
Source: RefSeq, a predicted model, not a curated record
CAUCUAGGUUUGCCAAACUGAAGAGCCUCGGGGCCCUUCAGAAAAAUACAGUUACAUAAUCUAAUCUUUGUUUCUCUAGAAAUAAUCUCAUUCGUUCAAAUGUCUACGUCUUCUAGAAAAUCAAGCGGACCGGUGUUACCAAUAGCGUCAACUUUUCGGAGGUCGAUCUCGCCGUCCGGUCGGUUCUGCAACUCCGCGAUGGCGAUGUCGAUAUCUGAGCUAUCAUCGUCUUUUACGUAUUCUUCGAAUUCACCGAGUGGCAUCUUCCAGAAUCACAGGUCAUCAUCUCCGACGCGCGUGAAUCUCCACGCGCUACCGUCUUCGUCACCGACGCCAUCCGUAAGGUUCUCAAUCAACAGAUCUGGCUCGCCGCGGCGGUCCAUGGCGGUAUCACCACAGAAUCAGGUGGUACGGAAGCCUACCGGUAAUAGUAUUUCUUUGCAGAAGAGGACUUGCUUGUGCUCGCCUACCACGCAUCCCGGAUCUUUCAGGUGCGCUUUGCAUAAGAAUAAUUUUAGUGGUGGUGGUAGUGGGAAUAAUCAUUCCAUAUCAUAUUCGCCCUACCGGUUGAACGCUAGGAGAUCAGCGAUGACAAAUUCUCUGGUGCGGAUCGGGACUGUAGAGGGCGAUUUGGUUAAGCGGGCCUUGGCGGCUUUGAUACGGCCUUCAUCUCAUCAGCAGCGCCGCCGAGUCGAUUUCCAGCCGCGUCCAAGUCGUUUGUCUAUCAUGUCCAAAGCCGAGGAUGUCUGAGAAGUCAAGUCCUUUUGGUUACAGGUUGGCUCUAUUGAUACAAUUUUGAAAAAAGAAGUUUUCUCUACAGUGAUUUCCAGCGAAGGCGUCAAAUCUCGGUGGUCGUCAAGUUAAAUUUCCGGUGGUUUUUUGUGCUCCGGGCAGUCAAAACACCUAAGCAAUUUUGGAAACAGGAGGAUCUGAAAUUGACUCAGUUGUGUACAUAAGAUUUGCGAAAUGAACUACACUUUUGGACAUUUCAUCACACCCAUACUGCACAAGAAUCUAACUAAAAAGGGACUGGAUGUUUAGCAAUUUCAUUUAAUCAAAUCUGCCAAUUCCAAUUCAAAUUAAAAAGACAAUUUAUUCCGACAUCGUAUGUUCUUUGAGACAGAAUUUGGUUGUGGUUUGUCAAGUUUCUUGAUAUUAAUUUAAUCUCGUUACCAGUGUGA